Molecule: messenger RNA, 932 nt
Organism: Vanessa tameamea
Lineage: Eukaryota; Metazoa; Arthropoda; Insecta; Lepidoptera; Nymphalidae
Product: low density lipoprotein receptor adapter protein 1-A
Exons: 6
Coding region: 205-780 (191 amino acids)
Source: RefSeq, a predicted model, not a curated record
GGAACAGAGUAUUCCGAAUUGAAUUGGCGCGAAUAGCGGACGUGUGUUUUAUUUUUUUAAAUAUUUUACUUAAUUUUUUUAGUGCAAAGAGGUUAUAUUGUGCAAUUUAAUUUUCUGGAUAUUAUUUUGUGAUUUGGGCACAUUAAAGAGGAGAAACAUUUCAACAGUGCCCAUGUGAAUAUUAUGUGAUAUUUUAAAAACGAAAUGGCGGAAAACGAAGGUCCAGUUCUGGUUAACGAUCUCCCGAUGACAUUUCAGGUCAAAUAUUUGGGACAGAGCGACGCUAGAGGUCUAUGGGGCAUCAAGCACACGAGGAAACCCGUCGACCUGAUGGUCGCUGCAGCUAAAGCUUUACCUCCUGGUCAAGUGUUACCAUUAGUAAAAUUGACGAUCACAGUUGACGGAGUACACUUGGAAACAAUAAAACAAGAUAUCAAGAAUGAGUUCGAGCACAUGGCUGUGUUCUUCAACAUUGAGUCCAUCUCGUACGGCGUCCAGGACCUGGUGUACACGAGGGUGUUCUCCAUGAUCAUAGUCAAGGACAGCGCGGACGUCAAGGGGCUGAAUCCGUUCGAAUGUCACGCAUUUGUUUGUGAAUCUAGAAACGCCGCUCGACGUCUGACAUAUUCAUUGGCGGCAGCGUUCCAAGACUACUCCCGAAGAGUGAAAGAGAUGCAAACAGCCGAAAUAGACGAAAGACCGCCAAGCUUGAAGAAACGUUUCGCAAUCGAUUUAAGAACACCAGAAGAAAUAGAAGCUGAUCUUGAAACAGAAGCAUAAACUAAACGAGAGGACAUCGUAUAAUUACCAAUAUUGUGAUCGUGGACUUAAUCUUAUUUUAAUAUUAAUUUAUUUAAUAAUUCGUAUUGUUUAAUACAGAUACAAAACAUUGUACAAAAUGAGAUGGGAGAUUGUACAAAAUUUAGUAAUAA